This is a messenger RNA of Zophobas morio, 1967 nucleotides long. RefSeq lists its product as uncharacterized. Bases 114 to 1685 code for a protein of 523 amino acids. Lineage: Eukaryota; Metazoa; Arthropoda; Insecta; Coleoptera; Tenebrionidae. Gene Ontology annotation, molecular function: protein binding. The record is from RefSeq and is a predicted model, not a curated record. The transcript has 3 exons.
GUCUAUCGAUCGUCUAGAAUUGGCGCCGAGAGUUGAGUUCCACGUACUGAAAGUGCGACGCAAUUUCACACAAAAAGUAUUUUAAACAAUAGUAAGAUCACCGUUUCCAAAAAAUGGGCAAUCGGAUUGCAAGCAACACCGUGGUUGAUGUAGAGUUGCGCGAUAUGUUCGAGGAGGCGAUUUCCACCCACGAUUUAAACAAACUGAAGCACCUGAUCAAAACAGCGCCGGGGAAGUGGUGCCAAAUAAAAACUUACUCAGGACAUACGUUACUCCAAGAAGCCAUGUACCAAAAUAGUAAGGACAUUUUCCAAUACAUGCUACGCUUCCACGAUUUGGAAGAUCUAGAAAUUGUUAGUUUCUUCAAUCAGACGGCUUUAAUGUUCUCUAUGAAGACCUGGUACGAGUACUAUGCGUACGAACUGAUCAAAAAAGGGGCUUCCAUCUAUGGGAUCUACAAAAAUGGGCAUAAUCUUCUCCAUCGGGCCGUUUCUGUUUCAGUUCCCAUGACCAAACUUCUCCUUGAUAGAGGGAUGGCAGUCAAUGCGCAAGACCGAAGUGGAGAAACUCCUCUCCAUAAAGUACUACUCAAAGGUUUACACAGUCAAGACUACGAAUACGUAGCGAUGUUGUUAAGUUAUGGUGCUGAUCCUUUCAUCGAGUGUUCUGAAGGAUACAAUUCGUUUGAACUAGCCGUUGUGACAGGACACUCAUUCCUGGUUCAAGAGAUUUUGUUUGAUUAUUCGUACGAUGAACACGACGAGGUUAAAAUCCAUCUCGACGUUUUGUUACAAUUAGCUAAAGUAAAAUCGCCUUUUUUCCAUCGACUGUUUGAGUACAGGGUCAAAACACUGGUACAACUAUCAGACGAAUACUUGUCAAACCUCUUCAACAAUCUCUUGGUCAUAGAUCUAGAACAUCUCGAGAUUCUUCUAGAUAGGUGUCACCAAACCAUCUGCCAAAGCAUCUCCGCUUGCAACACCCGCCAAAAUUUCAGAGAAAUAGAUUUCAACGAAAACUUGCUAAAAUCGAACGAAAUGUUGACAAAACUCGACUUACUCAUUCACCAUAGCGACAUUUUAAACUUACAUCUUUUAAAUUUUAUUAGUGGUUUGAAAGAUUUCGUUCUACCGGACCUCAUAAUCUCUCGCAAUAGAAACACCGAAUCUACCGGUACCCAAAUCCUGAUCUACUUGAUACAGCAUGGUCUGAAGUGGCACGUCUCGCUCUACCAAACCGUAUACACAAUAUAUGGCUACUGCGACUUGUUUAAAUUUCUCCUACGAAUGGAGCCCGAAGCUACUUGUCAUCAUUACCCGAAAAACGCAAUGGUUGCUCUCAUUCAUGACGUCACUUUUGAUUUCGAGGAUUUUUUGAAGAAACCCGACGACUAUUCGGAGAUAAAUUCGGCAGAGCAGUUUUUGGAUUUUUUUGCGGACUCUAGGUUGAGUUUAGUUUUGUGGAAUUUUGCGGAAAAAUGGAAUUUGUCGGGUGCUACUUUAGCAAGGGUUGAAAAACAUCCGAAGGUGGCGCUUUUGGUUGAUUUGGCGCGAAAUGCUGUUCGGAGACAUUUAAUACGAAGAUUUGGGGUGCGAAAUACGAAGGAGUUUUAUUCGGUGGUGGACGCUCUUCCUACGACUUCGACGCAUAAGAAAAUUAUCAGUUGUGAGUCUAAAUUAUAUUAAGUGAGACUAUGAGUACCGAGUCAUAGUUACUCCCACGGCUUCUUGAACUUCUUUAUAUGGAUAUACUGAGCACUCGGCUAAAUCGCAUUGCGUCAGCACCCCCGAACACUCACUUUUUCGAGUUUGGGUAUAUCCUGGACCCAUAACCUGAACUAUUAAUGAACAUACUACGCAGGAAAUUUAAAUUUUUACCCAAUUAAAAGCGAAUGUAGAUUAAAAAAUUAGUACCAAUUUUUUCUGUUCGUUAUGGAAGAAAUGAUACCUAUAUUAAAACUGAUAUAA